Copidosoma floridanum is the source of this 610-nucleotide messenger RNA. It is a transcript of the gene Pa1, whose product is annotated as PTIP binding protein Pa1. NCBI's taxonomy places the organism in Eukaryota, Metazoa, Arthropoda, Insecta, Hymenoptera, Encyrtidae. Gene Ontology annotation, molecular function: nuclear estrogen receptor binding. Gene Ontology annotation, biological process: positive regulation of intracellular estrogen receptor signaling pathway; positive regulation of cell cycle G1/S phase transition. Gene Ontology annotation, cellular component: MLL3/4 complex. The record is from RefSeq and is a predicted model, not a curated record.
UUUACAAACUUUUUAUUCAAACUAUUAGAUCUAAUCAAAGUUUCAUCAAGUAAAAUACUUUAGUUAUUUAAUUAUUUUAAAAUGGAAAGAAACGACGAAGACUGGGUAGUUGAGUGUUCCGACGAUGAAAAGUACGAGGUCGAUCCCAAGAACGGCUGGAUGCCAAAGCCUGAAGACAUAGUGUCCCUCAUAGAAAGUUUAGAAAGAAAUAACAGAGUUUUGGAGCUUGAGUGGAGAUGUCCAGGAAGGCGUGAACCGUCUCCUGUUACUGUAAACAAUCACCAGCAAGAUCUUUUAAAUGAUUACAAACCCAAAGAAAAUAAUUCAGAUUUCGAAUUCAUGGAUGAGAUGUCUUCUCCAAGACUACCAGUCAGGAGAGCUGGUGAAGCUACACCAAAGGGCAGUGCAAAGAAAAAAACUGCCAGUUUUAACAAAGUUUUAAACACAAUGCUGCGCCAGCGCAGACUCGAACAGCAAGAAAGUUUAAGUCCCAAAAAGCCUGAGCCAAGUUCACCAGGGAUGAAAUCAUAAGACUAACAGUCUUCAAAAGUGCAGUGAAGAGACAUGGCUUGGCCAUUGAACUGAGUGAUGUAAAAACUGAGCUGAUUCG